Molecule: messenger RNA, 2088 nt
Organism: Zingiber officinale
Lineage: Eukaryota; Viridiplantae; Streptophyta; Magnoliopsida; Zingiberales; Zingiberaceae
Product: adenine/guanine permease AZG2-like
Exons: 1
Coding region: 211-1839 (542 amino acids)
Biological process (GO): transmembrane transport
Cellular component (GO): plasma membrane
Molecular function (GO): purine nucleobase transmembrane transporter activity
Source: RefSeq, a predicted model, not a curated record
AUUCCAUCUGAACCUAUCACACAGUCUUGAGGGACCAGUUUAUUUUCUAAAUGGGAAAUAUAACAAGUUGUUUUCUGAAGUCCAUUUAAUUUUUCCUCGUAUUUAAUCCACAUCCAAUUCUAUAAAUUAAGAACAAAUUCGUCUCACACCAAACAAAACCCCUGAUUACUCAUCGAUUCUUCGACGAUCGGCGGUUAAGCACGGUGGGUGAUGGGAGGCCAAGGGCAGAUGCGAUUGUGGCGGCGGGCGGAGGAAAGAAUCAACCGCGCCUUCGCCGACAGCGCCGUCGGCCGCUACUUCAAGGUCGACGCUCGCGACACCUAUUUCACCAGAGAACUCCGCGCCGGGGCUGCCACGUUCCUCACCAUGGUCUACAUCGUGUCCGUCAACGCCGCCAUCCUCACCGCAUCCGGCGGCCCGUGCACCGUCCGUGACUGCUCGCCGCGGCCGUCCACCAACUCCUCCGCCUCCGUCCUUCCACCUGGACCCGAGUGCAAGUUCGACGGAAACCCGGGAUACCAGGGCUGCCUGGCGCGGAUCCAGAAGGACCUCGUGGUGGCCACGGCCGCCACGGCCGUGAUCGGCAGCUUCGCCAUGGGCACGGUGGCCAACCUCCCCUUGGCGCUCGCCCCUGGAAUGGGCUCCAACGUCUACUUCACCUACAAUAUGGUGGGCUUCCACGGCUCCGGCCGUUUGCCUUACGAGACCGCCCUCGCAAUCAUCAUGGUCGAGGGUUGUCUCUUCCUGGCGAUCUCCUUGCUCGGCCUCCGCUCCAGGCUCGCCCGCCUCCUACCGCGCUCCAUCCGCCUCGCCUCCGCCGCCGGCAUCGGCCUAUUCCUCGCCUUCACGGGCCUGCAAUCCCAGGUGGGCGUCGGCCUGGUGGGGCCUAGCUCCUCCACCCUCGUCACGCUCACUGCCUGCGCCCGCACCGACCCCGCCACCGGCCAGUGUCUCGGCGGCAGGCUGCAGAGCCCCACCUUCUGGCUCGGUGCCGUCGGCUUCCUCAUCACGGCGAUGUGCCACGCCCGCAACGUCAAGGGAGCCAUGAUCUACGGCAUCAUCUUCGUCACAUUAGUCUCGUGGAUUCGCGGCACCAGCGUUUCGAUGUUCCCCGACACGGAACAGGGGAACGCCAAUUUCGACUACUUCAAGAAGGUCGUCGACUUCCAUUUGAUCGACGCAACCGCCUGGCGAAUCAGCUUCGCCGGCUUCGGAAGGAGCGAGGUGUGGCUGGCGCUGCCGACGUUGCUGUACGUCGACAUUCUCGAGACGACCGGGUCGAUGUUCUCGAUGGCAGAGUACGCGGGGUUCACGGACGGUACCGGCGGGUUCGAGGGCGAGUACCGGGCGUUCGCGGUGGAUGCGAGCUCCACCAUCGUGGGCUCCAUGCUAGGGACCACGACGGUGACGACGUACAUCGAGUCGACGGCCGGGUUGCGGGAGGGCGGGAGAACAGGGGUCACGGCAAUCAUGGUGGCCGUGCUGUUCCUGGCCUCGCUCUUCUUCGCGCCUCUGUUCACCAGCGUCCCGGCGUGGGCGGUGGGGCCGUCGCUGGUGCUGGUUGGCGCGAUGAUGAUGGUGGUGGUGCGGGAGGUGGAUUGGGCGGAGCCGAAGGAGGCGGUGCCGGCGUUCCUCAUCAUGCUCCUGAUGCCGCUCACGUACUCGAUCGCUUAUGGGAUUGUCGCCGGCAUAGGGGCGCACAUUGUGCUCCACCUGUUCGAUUAUAUUACCGCGGUUUACAGAUGGUUCGACAACACGAAGAAGAACACCGAUGGAAAGCAUGUUUUGGCCACAGAGACAGAAGGAAAUACCGCUGCAAUUGCAAAUGCUUCUGUUUGAUUAAGAUCAAGUCGUUACACUUGGAAAUCGCUAAUUACAUCUCAAAUCUUCCAUUGGCCAGAUGAUUAAAUUCUCAAAGGAUUCUUAACAGUUUAGACCAACGUUGAAGACUGCAACAUCUCACAUUCUUAGUGAUUAACCCAUCUCCCUUGUGCUAAGCUCAUGGAGAGCUUGCUAUCUAUAUAUAUAUACAAGAACAAUGAUGUUUAGAAAUUGUGUGACCUCUUUAAUACUAAAGUGAUAUUACCU